UCCGCCCCGCCGGCCGCCCGGCUCCCCGCCGCCGCCGCCGCCGCCGCCGCCGCGCCUGCUGCAUGCUCGGUGCCGCCUCAGCCCCAGCCGGAGGGGGAAGAUGGCGGAGCCGGGGCCGGAUUGCAGCUCUCUGCUCGACGAGGAUCUUUCUUCCUUCGUCUUCAGUUACCUCGCUGACAGCCAGUACGAGGUGUCUGGCGAGGAGCACCUCUACUCUGACUUCCCCGAGAUUGAUUUGUCUCAGCUGGAUGCCAGCGACUUCGACUCGGCCGGCUGCUUCAGCGAGCUGCAGUGGUGCGGGGAGCACUCGGAGACCGACUCCAGCCAGUACAGCACCGACGACUCCGAGCUCUUCCAGAUAAUAGACAGCGAGAAUGAAGCGCUGCUGGCAGCCCUCACCGAGACAUUGGAUGAUAUACAGGGAGAUGACAUGGGCCUGGCUGCCUUCCGAACUAUGGAAGAGGGGGACACGCUCAACCAUGCCUACACCUCGCCUGCCCCCUCCCCCAAACCCACCGCCCCGGUCACGGGGGGGCCGCCCCCGGCCCCCGAGUUUGAUGAGCUGUCUCUACUGAAGAAGUUGCUCCUCUCUCCAUCGCACGUGCCUCCGAGCUGCGAGGCUCAGCGGGACGGGAGCGCCCGGCGCCCGGGGACCCCUAAGUCCCGACCCGCACGGCCCUGCACAAAGGUGGAGGGUCCCCGGGACAGGAGGGCGAGCGUCCCGCAGGCGCAGAGCCGCAGCUGCACCGAGCUGCACCGGCACCUCACCUCCACCGCCCCCUGCCCCCAGACCAAAGCCCCCCGGGCACCUGAAGAGUGCCCCAGCGGCCGCCGCCACCGGUCCCCGGGCGACUGCGCCCAUCACGAGGAUGACAGUGACUCCAGUGAGGACUCGCUGAGCUCCGGCGACUCGGUGACCCCCCCCUCCUCGGGGGAGGAUGGCUCCGGCAGCCAGUUCUCCUGUGAGGGGGAGAUGCACUCGGUGGUGGAGCUCAUCCGCUACAUGCACACCUACUGCCUGCCACCGCGGAAGCUGCCCGGCCGCGAUGCCGCCGACGCCAAGCCCCAGCCCUGCAGCAGCCCCUUCAAAAGAGCCAAACCGGACUGCCCCGCGCAGCCGGGCCCCCCCGGCAGUGCCCAGAACCGGCCGGGCUGCACCUGGCAGGUGGCCGGGGGAUGCAAGAAGCCCGGAGCAUCCUUCUCUAUCCUGAAGGAGCUGCUGGCGCGGGACCUGCUGUGCGACGUGAGCAAGCCAUACCGCCUGGGCAAGCCCGUGUACGCCGCCCUGGCCCGGCCGCCCGGCUCCCGCUCCCCUGUGCCACCAGCCCAGGAUGGGGAGGAUGCCGGUGGGACCUGCACAUCCAGAGCCAAAACGGCACCGGAGAAGGGUGAGCCGUGGCAGAGCCCCGGGGCCGAGGCAGAGGCACUGCGGGAGCCGGCUGGCCUCGAGGACGAUGCUGGGAAGCGUGCGGGCACCCCGGGCGCAGCCGCAGGAAAAGCGGCCCGCAAGCAGGAGAGCACCGUUUACGCCGUCCGCCGGUCCAAGAGACUCAACCCCGAGCUCGGCCACUGGCUCUCCUUCCUUGACGAGCCGCCCCCCGAGCCCUCCGUCCCCCGGGAGGCAGGGGAUGGCCGCGGCCCCCGGGACGCCCCGGCCUGCAGAGAGCCCGCACCGUGCCCAGUGCUGGAGGGCUUCUCCGCCGAAGAGCCCGCGGCCGAAGUGGAGGUGGGGGGCCCGGCACCGCCGGCAGAGCCCCAGCCCCUCUCCCUGGGCUCCCCGGGGGACGGCGAGGCGGGUGACGGGGCUGAGAGCCGGCGCUGUGCCCUCCUGGAGCAAGCAGAAACACCCAGGUGUCUCACGCUGUCCUUGGCACAAACUGACCCAACCUUUGGGAAGAGAAGCUUUGAGCCGAUGCUGACGGUGGAGCUGUGUGGGACAGCAGGUCUCACGCCGCCCACCACUCCGCCGUAUAAGCCCGCCGAGGAGGACCUGUACAAGCCAGACAUCCCCCAGGAGCCAGGGAAGGAGGACGGGACGGCCCCCAGCCCCGGGGGCGCAGGGGACGCAGCAGCCUCCCGGAAAGCCCCCAGGAAGCACCCCGAGAGGACAGAGCUCUUCGCCCACCUCAGCCGAGCCGUCGGGCGCCCCGUGCUCCCCGAGCAGCAGGGCGUGCUCAAGCGGCCCUUCUCCCGCUCCUUCGGGGACCACGACUACUGCCAGGUGCUGAAGCCCGAGGCCGCCCUGCAGAGGAAGGUGCUCAAGUCUUGGGAGCCCCCGGGCCAGGUGGAGACCGAGCACAAGAGGAGGGUCCCGGCCGCCCACUACCAGGGGCUGGACCUCGGCGGCAAGGAGGCGGGCGGCGAGAUGCUGUGGAAGGACGGCGUCAAGCAGCUGAGAGACCAGGAGAUCAGAGCCAGCUUAACAAAGCACUUUGGCUUUCUGGACAGUGCUCUCGAUGACGAGGACAUGGUCUUCUGCAAGACCCCCGAGUACGACACUGUCUUUGAAGACAGCUGCAGUGAGAGCGGCUCCCCCUUGGAGGAGGAGGAAGAGGAGGAGGAGGAGGAGGAGGAGGAGGAGCACGGCGACACCAAGCUGUGCCUGCGGAGAAACCCCCUUUCCAGGACCACUUUGCAUUACUGUUCCCGGAGCAGGUCCAGUUCAGGGUCUUCGUGCUGCCGGUCCCGAUCGCCCGCAAGCAGACGCACCUUCAGGUGUGAGAACAGCGAGCAGUGUCAGGGCGGGAGCGGGCACCGGGGCCAGCUGGAGAAGAGACGGGAAAAGGCCAUCGGGGAAGGCCGUGUGGUGUAUAUCAAAAACCUCUCCAGCAGCAUGAGCUCCAGUGAACUGAAGAAACGCUUCGAAGUGUUUGGUGAAAUCGUGGAGUGUCAGGUCCUGUCCAGGACUAACAGGGGGGAUAAAUAUGGCUUGAUCACCUACCGGUAUUCAGAGCAUGCCGCCUUAUCUCUGAAGAACGGCACCUCGCUAAGGAAGAGGAACGAGCCUUCGUUCCAGCUCAGCUCUGGUGGCCUCGGGCACUUCGUCUGGACCAGAUACACUGACUUGGAUUGCAGCGUGGAGGAGUCCUCCCCAGCUCCAGUGAAAAGCAAGUACGAGACCAUGGAUUUCGACAGCUUGCUGCAGGAGGCCCAGCUAAGCCUGCAUCGGUAACAGCCUUAACCUUGGAGGAAUACCUCAAUACCUCAGUCAAGGCACUUCCAAUAUGUUUACGUUUUCAAAGAAAUUAUUCAGUCUAUGGAAAGCGAGAGAGAGCGAGAGAGAGCGAGAGCACGCACGCACGAGAGAGAGACUGCUGUCCCUUCCGAUCGAUGUUUACAUUGAACAAAGCUGCUUCUGUCUGUGAGUCCCCAUGGUGUUGAUGUCUCACUGCCACACGUUAGUCCCCCCCGCUUCUGACUGGUUGUUUUAGGGUGAGCCUAGGAGCCCCCCACCCCCUCUCCCCCCUCCUGGCCCCCCCGGUGCUCCCGCCGCGGAGUUGCAGCUGUGUUCACCAUAACAUUUUUUUGUCCGUAGUGUGUGAUGAUGAAAUUGUUAAUUGUGAAUAGAAUCAGGAUUAUAAACUAAUUUUUAAUAGAAGAAGAAGAGAAAAAAAAGUAUAUACUUAAAAAAUGUAUUUAUGGCUCAGAUGUACUGUAAUUCAGAUUUAUUGUACCGCUUCCUUGAUUUUUAACUAUGCACUGUAAUGAGGCACUUGCCACUCAGCAAAUGGGGGGUCAGAGCAGAGUCAUGGAGCCAGCAUUCACCCGUCAGCCGCGGAGGCGCCCGCCUUCCCUGCCGGCAAACCGGGGUGCUCGGCAGUCGCAUCGGGGUCACCCACUUUGCUAUCAAAGCCAUUCUUCUUGCUCGCGUGGCCCGAGUCCCCCAGCCCCCAGCCCCCAGCCCGCCUGGGUCGCGGGACCCAGAUGCUGAGCUCGGUCCUGGCGCGCGACGGAGCCGGCGGGCGGUGGGGCACGCCGGCCCCGUGCCAUUCUUGCUGUGGGGCCCGGCAGCUUUCCAGGCAUGAAGGAGAGGGGUGGUAAAAGGACGCACUGCCCGGGGGGCUGCCGGCGCUGCUCCAGCCCUCCGCUGCCUUUGGAGCCAGGAGAGAGGGGCCGGGGGGCCGGAGCCGGCCAGGCUUGAUCCGACGGGUCCUGCCGGCACAGCCUGGGGGACGGAUGCCUCCGGGUCCCUGCGAGGGAGCUGGCUUCUCUCCGGCUCCUUGGGCAGCUGGGAGACCGGCCAGGCCGAGCGGCUUGCUCCCCGCUCGCUUCCACCCCCUGCAAAGCGAGCGGGGCGAGAAGAUCUGUCUGUGAUCCCUGCCCGGCAGCCAGCCCAAAAUCCAGAGAGGCAGGGAGGCAGGAGCGGGGCACGGCAGCCGCGCCGAACGCCCACCCUGCCUGCGCUCUGCCCGGUACCUGAUAAGCCAUACACUUCCCCAGCACCCAGGUUGGCACCCAGGACCUGUCGCCCAUGCCCACCAGCGCCCCGUGGCACGCUUGCCCGCUCUGCCUCUGGCCGGGGGCCCUUGGGGCUGCCUGGCAGUGCUGGAUUUAAGGCGUGCUCAAGCAGCACCCCCACGAAAUCUGCUUGCAAACUUGCCCUCCAUCUCCGGGCGAGGAGGGAGGGGGAGAGAGCCCACCACCGGCUGGAGCAAACCCCGCCGCGUGCUGGCCAGAGGCACUGUUUUCCUGAGGGAGCGGGAAUCUGGCUGCUCCUCAAGCCAUCGCCAUCGUCUCCAUUUAUUUUUCAGGCCCAGAGACCACUAGGGAUUCAGCCAUCCUAUGUAGAUAGAAUAUUAUAGCCUUAACUCUGCCAAUAGAUAGAUUAGAGUCUCCUGGGGUCUCCCCUCAACAUGACUUAGGGGUUUUAUUCUCAUUUCCCUGGCGUGGGUACUCUUUCGUCUUGCAGGGAGCGUGACCAAAGCCUCUGAAAUUGCGUGAGGUGCGAUGCCGAGAGCCUGAGUGCUGCCGAGGUGGCCCUUGGCUCCGGGGCCAUGCGUGCAGCUGGUCUCUGGCGGGAGCAGGAAUGCCGGCAGCGCCGAUACCAGCACAGUUACCUGGCUAUUUCUCUCCGCUUUUGAGGGAGCCGUGGUUCUGACGACGACCAGCCCGGCGGCGCGAGGGCCCACGGGCCACUGCGGGGUUUGAACUGCGGGUCCCCAGUCUGCCGCCGGCGGCGAUCACUGUCAGGGAACAGUCCUCGUGCCGUUGCAGUCUCAGCAGCGAGGUUCGGCAUCUCUCCUGCCACGAGCUCCCCCCAGUUCUCAUCCCACCUCAGCAAACACGAGUAGCUCUGGCCGAGACUGAGCAUCUGCUAUUGGCAAUUGCCUCAUUGUAGCUUUGCCUUUUUCUGUCCUAGUAUUUCCUCACAACGAUGAUGUUUACAUGUGAUUGCUAUAGAGCUUAUGUAGAAUGUAUAUAGCGACACAUUUAGGGUGGGUAGUACUGUCCUGUGCUGUGCUGAUGUUUUUCAGAAAACGAUCAAUCCAAAAAAACCAACAAAAAAAAGCAAAGUAAGUGGAAUUCUUCCAUCUCCCGCUCAGCCGGGGGCACCGAGCCCCCACGGCCGGGCCCCGCUGGGGAUGCAUCAAGCGUGGCAGAGGGGUUAGUGCAGAGCUGGGGGGAGCCCUCUCUUGGGGGAUCACUCAGUCGCUUCCCAAGCAUUGGUUUUGGUGUACCCAGAUACAAAAUUUCCCAUUGUUUUCCUGCGGCUGGGCGCCCCAGGUCGUCCCGCAGCCCCUGCCCGUGCCUGGCUUCUGGAUAUCAAGGCCGGUGCUCGGGAAGGGGAGGGCUCGUCCUGCACAGAGCCGAUCAGUACUGCACCCGUAGGGUAGGAAGAGAUGCAAUAAGUGGUCUUUGUGGUGCCUGAAGCCUAUAAGUGGGGUUGGGCUUUUGGUUUUUUUUUUUUGGUUUGGGGUUUUUUCUUUUUUUUUUUCCAUUAAAUCGGGAUGGUUUGUUUUCCCUCCUCCCCCAAGAAAUUUCUCCAGGACUUACGCACUAUGCACAGAGGCGUGCAAGGCGCAGAGGCACAACUGUGGCUGGGGCAGCCCUCUGCUGCUGCCCGCGCCUGCCAGCCCGUCGCUGCAGCAGGGAAAAGCAGGGGGCACGCGCCGCCAGCCCCAGGGGCUUCCCCUGACUUUUAGGACUGGGUGAGAGUCGCGGGUGUUCAGCUCAAGAAGCACAGGUCUGCUGGCUUUAGAAUUCCUCAUGCAGGGUUUGUGGUGGAAAAUAAGUUUCUGCUUGAUUUUUUUUUUUUUUUUUUUUAAUAUAAAGGUGUCUGUAGCUCACAGUGCUCGAGUCUGCACAGGGGCAGGAAGGAGGGCUCGGGCAGAAGGGGCAGGUGAGAGCUCACUCCCUCAGCGACCUGUGACUAUGACUGUUUUGGAUGCUAAUGGGGAAAUGGGGCAGGAGGCAGGGAGAGGCAGCCCGCACCACCGGGGAAGCAAGAGGCACCCAGCGCUUUGCGGGGGCUGCGGGGGCUGCAGCUCAGAGCUGGGCACCCCGAAAAGGGAACCCUUGCACCCCGGUCCCCACGGCAGCCCCGGGAAGCUGCCCCCCGCCGCCUGCGAGGGCCGGGGCUGCGGGGUGGGUAGGAGCGCUACUUCAAAGAGAAACUGGGAGCAAAAGGGUAUGUUACGGUAGGCAAUAAGUAAGGAGGAGAUUUAUUUUUUUAAAAAUAUAUAACUAUAGAAUGUCCCUCAGUAGUUCCCUGCAGGUACUGUGGGGAAAUGCUGAAUGUGAAGAGUUUCGUGACAAAAAAGCCCCUUUGCUUUUUUUGCACAGAUUUGCCCCAGAAAAGCUCAUUGUUCAGGGUAGGGUACCAGGUUUCUGGUGGGAAUCCUGUGGGUCCCUGGGGCUCCGCAGGAAGGAGCAAAUGUUUCUGAGUGUCUGGGCUGAACGCAGAGGACAAUCCCGGGUUUUCGGUUCAGUGCUGCCCCAAAGAAAAGGUUUAUCCCAAUUCCUACUCAGCACAGCUGGCUGGGCUGCACAUCUUCUUUCACGAAGUGGCAGUUCAGUCACCACAUUACAGUCUUGAGUGUCUGAUUUCAGCACUGGUCCGUGCAAAGGAGUGUUGCAAUUGCAGACCAGAACUUUUUUUUCUUUUUUUUUUUUCUGUUUUGGUUUUUUUUUCUUUCUUUUUGGAGGUAUGCUGAAUACUGAGAUACAUUGUUGUUCAUAGCUGAGCCCUGAUACCCUUUCUGUUCUAAGCGUCGUAGUCCAUCCCCGACAAUCUCAAGCAAUAUAGAGCCAAAUGCAGCCUUUGGGUUUCAUUCCUCUUCCCUCGCCCACCCUGGGGUCAGGGGUGGCAGCGGCAGCCUGGCCGCAGCACCCACGGCCACGGCCACAGCACCGAGCCGAGAGCCACGCUGCGGUAAACGCUGAGUUAGGGAGGGAGUGUGUGUAUGCAUGUGAGAAAGAGAGAGAAAGAUUAAAUUGAUGCAUUUCUUGAGAAAGGUGUAAGAAUUUCACCUAAAAAGGGGCACAUCUGCUUUGUUAUUUAUAAAAAAAAAGCUAAAUUCUGUCUUUUUCUUCUUUUUUUUUAAGUAAAAGGACACUGCUAAUAAUUAUUAGGGGCCAAUUCUGCCUCCCUUCCUCAUGCUGAGUAAGUACUACUUAACUCUGCAAUUUUCUACUUGCAGAGUAAGUAGAAGUAGCAGAAUUGAUCCCUCUGUGAUUAAGAAUCAAGUUUUUAGUCUGGUUUUUUUUUUUAAUUGGUAGUGGUUUUUUAUAUUUUACUUAAUUUUUUUCCCCAGUUCCGUUCCGUUGUGUCCUUAUUUAUGUAAUAUACUUUAACCUUAAAAGAUGGCAUGGAUUCUUAUGCCUUUCCUUUAUUAUUAUUGUUAUUAUUUUUAAAAAAAGAGAUUUAUUUCUAGUGUGAUUUAACUGUCUACCUUCUAAAACGAGAGAACGUUUUCUUGUAUUUUUACAUUGUCAGAUUCUAUAGUUUCAUAGAUAAUUUAACCAAAUCGCUCAAUGUAUUAUCUAUAUCUAUCUGGUGGGUAUAAAAGUUCUAUUUUAAAUUGUGUAAAUACUUCAGAACUGGCUUCUUUUUCCAGACUCCCCUGCUGUGGAGUUACUUGUUUACAUCAAAAAGACUGUAGAAUCUCUACGCUCAUGUACUGUAAAUAGUGAAGUGAUCUGCCUAUAACUAAAUGAUAACGUAUAUACUAUAAAGUGGAAAGAAAAAAAAAGGAA
Molecule: messenger RNA, 8196 nt
Organism: Aquila chrysaetos chrysaetos
Lineage: Eukaryota; Metazoa; Chordata; Aves; Accipitriformes; Accipitridae
Gene: PPARGC1B
Product: PPARG coactivator 1 beta
Biological process (GO): positive regulation of transcription by RNA polymerase II
Cellular component (GO): nucleus
Molecular function (GO): RNA binding; transcription factor binding
Source: RefSeq, a predicted model, not a curated record